This is a messenger RNA of Drosophila navojoa, 993 nucleotides long. Its product is annotated as CLIP domain-containing serine protease B9. The record is from RefSeq and is a predicted model, not a curated record. Gene Ontology annotation, molecular function: serine-type endopeptidase activity. Lineage: Eukaryota; Metazoa; Arthropoda; Insecta; Diptera; Drosophilidae. Gene Ontology annotation, biological process: proteolysis.
AGCUGCUUUCAGUUUGCAUUGCACACUCAGCUUGAAUGCGAUAAGACGCACUGGAAAUAUGAAUGCGCCGGGGAAACUUAUUUCAUUCAUAGUGUGGACAAUUGUGAAUGGUAAUUGUGCAGUUAGUGCCGAAGCGAAUUGCGGCAGGCUGGAGGAGCGCUUGCUAUUCACAAAAAAUCCAUCGACGGAGCCCACCGAGUAUCCGUGGAUAGGGUUACUCGUUCAACGUGAAGGUAAGCUUUGGAGCAUUCGCUUUAAAAGAGCCUCAUUCUAUCUAUAUUCAGAUUUGAAUCAGAAAUUCGAGAGCGCCGAGUGCAAUGUUGCUAUCGUCGGCGAAUCUGAUGUCCUCACAACUGCAUCUUGUGUGCGGAGGCUCAAUAAUCGGCCAGAGCUGGUAGCCGUACGUCUGGGCAUUUGGGAUGAGAAGGACGAGCCCGGCCAGCAGUAUAUCUGCAAUGAUAGAGGAUUUUGUGUGCCCGGACCCGUGCAAUACCUAGUUGAUGCGAUUACGAUGCAUCCGCUGGCGGACAAGGACACCGGCACCAACGAUAUUGCAAUUUUACGGCUAUCGCAGCGCAUCAAUAUGACUGCGUACAUUCAACCGGUGUGCUUGCUGCCAACCUUGGAGCCCGCUUCGUGGACCUCUGUGGACUUCCAUUACGGUGGCUUUCACCAGUCUGAUAUCAAAAAGGGCAAAGGUAGUGCCAUUGCCAUCUCAAGGCAAUAUUGCAAAUAUGAAACGGGGACACCGCCACCAGAGAAUCAAUUUUGUGGGUAUCCGCCGUUUCGAGACGCCUUCUUCAAGGGCGCUGCCAUGAUGGGAAUUAACGUUGAGGACGAUGUGCCGCGCAGCUUUUACUUGGUCGGCCUACUGGUUAGGUAUGUGGACGUGGGAUCGUUUAUGAUCGUUUUCCAAGAUAUCAAACCUGUACGCCACUGGAUUAUAGACAAUAUAAAAUCAACAAGCUCAUAGUACAAUUAAAAUCAUGUUUA